ACUAGUAUUACGUUGUACACGAUGGAGUUACUGAGUGAGAAAGAAAUUAAUCAUAUAAUACAACAACUUGGCUAUACAAAAGCUUUACAAUGGUCAGUAAAUAACUUCACGGAUCAUUUAAUAGGCUACUUGGGUGAACACCUUACAUUGACUGUAGAGGUUGAAUCAGGAGCAACGAAAAUAGUGCUUAAGUUCUUCAUUAAAUGUAUCCCGAGAUUUGAUGUUUAUCUAGCUGAAUAUUUGAAGGAAACCUCAUUUUUCAACAAAGAAUAUGUUAUGUUGAGCUCAUUAUUCAAACAUUAUAAUAAAGGUUCGCAAAAAUGGCGGCCAUCUGUUUUGCUCGUCAAGGAAGAUCUCUUCGUAUUUGAAGACGUCACUCAGCUUGGUUACAAAAUGCCUCACAAUCGCGAUACAUUUACAUUAGAACAAGUCAUAGCCUUUGUUGAAACUAUUGCCAUAUUUCACGCACAAUCCUACGUAUACGAAGAGAAGAAAAGUAAGGAACUGAGAAGACCCUAUAGAAUUUGGGAAGACUAUUGUGAUUAUCUUCAAGAACCAGCAAAAGGGAAGUGUUGGCGAAACGCUGGUAGAGACGCUGUGAUCGAAUUUUUGAAGGUAUAUUCUAAGUAUAAAGAAUAUCCAAACUUUCUCCAAAACAUUGAAGAGGCAAUAACAAAAGUGUUUGAAAAGGCAUCCUUUCUUAUGCGCCCUCAUCCUGUCUACAGGAAUGUCGUUGUCCACCGAGACUUGUGGACUAACAACAUUCUCUUCAAAAACACAGAUCAUGGCAAAUGUCACGCGCUAAUUGUAGACUUCCAAACGGUGUUGUAUGCCCCACCAAUGAUCGACCUGUCUUCAUUCAUAUACUUUACUACUACGAGGAAUUUUCGGGAAAAAUACCUGACGGACAUCAUAGACCUGUAUUACAGUACUUUGUCUAAAGAAUUGAAAAAAUUAUCUAUAGAUGUUGAUAAAAUAAUGGAUCGCGACUCAUUAGAGAAGUGUUAUGAGGAAAAUGUUGCUUUUGGAAUAACACAAGCUGCAAUAAUCGUGCCUAUAACAGUCAUGGACUCAAGAAUGAGAGAGAAAAUCUUCAGUGAUCCUGAAACGGCGUAUCGCGUCAACGAGGUGUCGCGAAGUUCUGAGAUUCUUGAAAUGGCGAAAACUGAUGAAGUUUACCUCACACGCGUGUCUGAAUUAUUAGAUGAGAUAGUUGAACGAUACAUGUUUGAUACUAAAACAAACUGUAAUUAUAUUUCUAGUGUGAAUAAUGCCUGAUAACACGUGUAAAUAUAGUAAAUAGUUACUAGCUUAUGAGAUAGCACAAUACUACUCAGGUAACUUAAAAAUAACUCAUUCAUUCCCGUUUCUUAUAACUUAUAACUCCACACCACAGAUAAACUGUCAUCUUAACCAAUUAGCCAUUAUUCUAAUUCAGUGGUUCAAAUUAUGUUCCUUGGCGUACCCUUAGAAUCACGUAAGCCCAGUUCUGUCGAGAUAAUAGUGAGCAAAUAAGUGAAGGCACAUAGUGACAUAUUACGCUUAUCUCUGUAACAUCAGUUUACUUAAAUACAUUGACUAAAAACUCUUUUGUUCUUAUUUAUAUCAUUGUAAUUUGCACCUACCACAUAGGGAGCAUUGUUUGUUUAGUAUCGUUUGAUAUAAUUAUUACUUUUAUUUGCAGUCGGCAGUGAAGUUAUGAUAAGGUAAUGUCUAUUUACUCAUUUUAUAACGGGAGAUGUAUGUGCUUAACGUUACUGAUAUUUAUUUAUGAUUAUAAUUAUAGAUAAAGUAGUGAGAAUAAAAAAGUCAUUAGUUCAUUGUUCUCUU
Molecule: messenger RNA, 1830 nt
Organism: Ostrinia furnacalis (Asian corn borer)
Lineage: Eukaryota; Metazoa; Arthropoda; Insecta; Lepidoptera; Crambidae
Exons: 2
Coding region: 22-1278 (418 amino acids)
Source: RefSeq, a predicted model, not a curated record